GAUUAUGUAGUGAUUGCAUCAGCCUGAAACCAAAAUACAUGGGAAGAAAAAACUGGUUAUGUUCUAUUCUAAGUAACAAGGCAAUCUGUAAUACAGCACAUAAAAAGGAUCAAAUGCAUCCCACUAGCAGUGUAAAAUAUUUGAACAGAGUUAGAUUAACAAUCUAAAAUACUAGAGUGAAAUCUACUAUGCUACCUCCUUCAAAUAGCAAGCUGUUAUUGGCUUCAGGCAAUGACGGCGUUGAGUUUGGUUCCGCGAAAUACUAUGCUUUGUGUGGGUUUGGAGGCAUACUGAGCUGUGGACUGACACACACCGCUGUCGUCCCUCUGGAUAUUGUGAAAUCCAGAAUACAGGUUGACCCUGAAAAAUAUCGGAACAUGUUCCAUGGGUUUAGGGUCACUGCAGCUGAAGAAGGUAUUCGUGGUUUUGUGAGAGGAUGGGCUCCAACAUUCAUAGGUUACUCAAUGCAAGGGCUUUGUAAAUUUGGACUGUAUGAAGUUUUCAAGAAUGUUUAUUCCGACAUGGCAGGACAAGAAAAAGCCUUCACGUACCGCACCAGUCUGUACCUAGCUGCGUCAGCCAGUGCCGAGUUCUUUGCUGACAUUGCCCUGUGUCCUAUGGAGUCAGUGAAAGUGAGGAUUCAAACUGCCCAUGGCUGGGGCACCACCCUCAGAGAGUGUGCACCUAAACUGUGGCAAGCAGAGGGAAUCGCUGGCUUCUAUAAGGGUCUUCCUCCACUAUGGUCGCGUCAGAUAUUUUACACAAUGAUGAAGUUUGCUGCAUUUGAGCGGACCGUGGAGUUGGUUUACAAGCAUGUGGUACCUGUGCCCAAAAAUGAACUAGGGAAGGGCUCUCAACUGGUGGUCACUUUCGCUGCUGGCUACAUUGCUGGUGUGUUCUGUGCUGUUGUGAGCCACCCUCAGGACUCCAUUGUUUCUAAACUGAACUCAAACGUUGGCAGUUCAGCUCUACAAGUAGCAAAAGAUUUAGGAAUGAAAGGCAUGUGGAAAGGCCUUGGCCCAAGAAUAUUGAUGGUUGGCACACUUACUGCUAUGCAAUGGUUUAUCUAUGACUGGGUGAAAGUGAUCCUACACCUGCCACGCCCACCUCCUCCAGAGAUGCCUGAAAGCCUUAAAAAAAAGAUUCAAUCUGGCUACUGUACAUGUUCUAUGAUGCCUAAACUCAAGACACAAUAAAUUCAAAAGCGCCGCCAAGAAGGAAUCACCAAAGCCUCUCAAUCUCUCUCAACCAACCUGCAAGCACCAGUAUUAAAUGACAGUCCGGUAAUACUCCUACUCUCACUGACACUCCAGCAUCUGCUGCCCCAUUGAUCAGCCAUUGUCAUCUGAUUCUGAAUCAAUAACGGUUGCUUCACUCUGACGUAACGUUCGAUACGUUUGGAGCCCUCACGAAAGAUCUACUAGAAGAAUUUGUGAGCAAUUGGGUUGCCUCUCUACCACAUGAAGAUCUCUAUUCUCUUUCACUACUGCUGUUCCACAUUAAUUAAUUCUUAUGCAGGAGUUUCAGCUCCUGAUAUAUAUACCCUGCAUCCAAGAUAAUAGGCAAAUACCUCAUGAAGAAUUUCAAGACCGUGCGAAAGUGGAAAUUGUUAAAAACAAAGGUGAAGUACCUGUACUUUUGCGAGGACAACAUAAAAGAAUGAAUACUGCAUGCAAGGAAAAAGAGCUUAU
Molecule: messenger RNA, 1691 nt
Organism: Halichondria panicea
Lineage: Eukaryota; Metazoa; Porifera; Demospongiae; Suberitida; Halichondriidae
Product: solute carrier family 25 member 3-like
Exons: 7
Coding region: 189-1196 (335 amino acids)
Biological process (GO): mitochondrial phosphate ion transmembrane transport
Cellular component (GO): mitochondrial inner membrane
Molecular function (GO): phosphate transmembrane transporter activity
Source: RefSeq, a predicted model, not a curated record